AAUGCCAUCAACGUCAAGAUAUAAGUGCUACUUUGAUUGUGACAAUGACGGCCCAUUGCACCGAUUUCCUAAACCUGAAUACCCACAUUUGGAAAAGUUUAACUCGUGGAAAAAAGUACUAGAUAAAGCUUUACAAGAGAAAGGCGACAUCUACAUUUAUAACCAAAUUCGAUUUUGCGACAGACAUUUUGAAGAGUGUUACCGUUCAGCCAGUCACCGACUUACUCCAAAUGCAAUACCAACUCUAGAUUUAUCUACAUUACCAGUUGGUCAAACUCUUGAAGGUCCAUCGGGACAUGUCGAGGCAGACAUGUCGAAUUUAUUAAACAUUUCGCAAGAUAAACUUGCUGUCAUUGAGCCAUCCAGCUCUACCCACUAUCAUAGUGAUGUACAGAAUGCAUUACAGACAGCUGAACGCCCUAAAGGUUCUAGGAAAAGAGGGACUUGUCAAUAUUUAAAACGAGUCGUCACCUCAAAGAGAAGGAGAUAAUAAAGUUAAAACAGAAAGUAUUGAAGCUGAAAAAGAAAUAUAAGGAACAAAAUAACAAGAAACUCUCUGCAAGGAAAAUUUCCACAUCAAAAUCAUUUUUGAAAGAGUUAAAUAAAAUGCCUGCAACAAUAAAAAUAUUUACUUCCCUCCAAAUGAAAUGGAAAAAGAAACCACGAGGCAGGCGAUUUACAUUUAACGAAAAAAUCAUGGCAUUGACCAUUUACAAACAGAGUCAGAAAGCUUACAACCUCAUGCGAAAAAUGUUUGUCUUGCCAUCAAAGCGCAGCCUACAAAAAAUGUUGAGUAAAUUUGAACUGAAACCAGGCUUCAAUCCUGAUAUAUUUAAAAAUUUAAAAGCUACAGUAGCAAAAUUGCCGGCAGAAAAAAAGUUGGUCAAUUUACUGUUUGAUGAGGUAUCAUUGGCUCCGGGUGUUUUUUACAACCCUGCCCUAAAACAGAUAACUGGUUUUGAAGAUUUUGGGCACAGACAAACAAAAAAACUCGCAGAUCAUGCCUUGGUCUUUAUGAUCAAGGGUAUAAAAAGCAAAGUGAAACAACCUUUAUGCUUUUCAUUUUGCCAAGGUGCCACGAAAAAGGACGAUUUAAAGAAGCUGAUCAAAACAAUAAUAAAAGAAAUCUCCAAUACUGGAUUGAUAGUUAUUGCCACUAUAUGUGACCAAUCAGCCACAAAUAUUUCUGUGAUAAAAGUCUUCAAGAAGACACAAAACGCAAAUAUUUACAAGAGGGUAAUGAAUAUAGGACCCAAGCCUUCGAGUUUGAAGACCAAAAGGUCUUCCCAUUAUUUGAUCCUCCACAUCUUUUAAAGGGAAUGAGAAAUAAUUUACUCGCCAAACAUUUGAAAUUUGUACAAGAUGGGAAAACAAAGUAUGCAAAGUGGGAACAUUUGGAGAUGCUGUUGAAGUUAGAUGUUGGGGAUGAUGAAAUUAGGCUUGUUAAUAAAUUAACAGAAAACCAUGUUAAUAAAGAGAAAAUUCCAAAAUGAAAGUGAAAUAUGCUGCACAAGUUUUCAGCCAAAGGGUAUCAUCAGCAUUGAGAUUCUUAGCAAAACACAACCUUCUUCCGGCGGAGUGCGAAGAAACUGCUGAUUUUCUACUCAUUAUGGACAAACUAUUUGAUUCUUUCAAUGGACAUUCAUAUACAGGUGAUCCAAAAAUUUUCAAGGGGUGUGUAAUGAAUAAUUCUCCUCAUUUUAGAUUAUGGACAGAGGUAGUUCCUAUAUUGGAUUCAAUGACUUUUAAAACUAUAAAAAAAAAACGGGA
Molecule: messenger RNA, 1770 nt
Organism: Helicoverpa armigera (cotton bollworm)
Lineage: Eukaryota; Metazoa; Arthropoda; Insecta; Lepidoptera; Noctuidae
Exons: 5
Coding region: 2-490 (162 amino acids)
Source: RefSeq, a predicted model, not a curated record